Molecule: messenger RNA, 279 nt
Organism: Arabidopsis lyrata subsp. lyrata
Lineage: Eukaryota; Viridiplantae; Streptophyta; Magnoliopsida; Brassicales; Brassicaceae
Source: RefSeq, a predicted model, not a curated record
AUGCCAUUGAAAGCUUUCCAAUUUGGCGAACAAAGUUGUGUCUUUCUUUCAUCAAAAAGAAAGACAUUGAAAGUUCAAUGCUUUUGUCCGAAAUUAAAAGUGAAUCCUAUAAAAGAAAAAUCAACAAUGGUGGUGGGUCAGCCCAACAUGCUUGUAGUUGGUGAAGUAGUUGAGUGUUGGCACGUGGGAGCUCAUAAACAGCUUAAGGUUCGCACGUGGGAAAUGGGCCGAUUGAUUUUGAUUGUUGUAGAAAACUAGGGUUUUAAGGCGUAGAUCAGG